GCAAUGGAUCGGAGGAAGACUAAGACAGAAGGAGACAAUUGUGUGUCUCCAGAACCUUGGAUCAGUCAAAGUGGUACCAAUGAGGGUGGAGAGAGAUUUGGGGCAUGUGGCUGACAGAUUGGAGGUUGUGGUGAGCGAAGAAGAAGAGGGAACCAAGCUGAUGGCUUGAGCUAAGUGGAUGGUGCAAACCGUUCCUUCUGUCUGAGGUGGAAUUUGAGGAAGAGGAUGAGUCUGAGGUGGAAUCUGAGGAAGAGGAUGAGUCUGAGGUGGAAUCUGAGGAAGACGAUGAGUCUGAGGUGGAAUCUGAGGAAGACGAUGAGUCUGAGGUGGAAUCUGAGGAAGAGGAUGAGUCUGAGGUGGAAUUUGAGGAAGACGAUGAGUCUGAGGUGGAAUCUGAGGAAGAGGAUGAGAAACUUUUUUUUUCCAGGGUUGGUACUUGAGGGAGUGGACUUCAGCUAUCUGGAGACUCUCAUUCCUCAGUAAAACCUGCUCUGUGGCUCACCACAGAACCCAUUAGAAGGAACACAUGGGCUUUGAGCCUGCAGGAUACCUGGGAGCAAAAACAGGAAGCUCUGUGGCUCCAGAGCAGACAAGAGGGGGGGAGGGUGACAAAACCUGUUGCUUCCCUUUUCCCCUGGUCCUUCGCCACGCGCUCACUCCAGAGUGGGCCCGCUCCCACCGAGUGCAAACUCCUGCCCAAGACAGCCCCCUCAGCGUGGCCUGUUUUACCCUCAUGGUCCCGGGACAUAGACUCCAGACUCCAAACCCCUCACACGCCUCUCCAGCCUGACUUCUUCCACACGCUUCAUUUGUCUGGAAAGUCUGCUCCUACCAUUUUUGUCCCCAAGACAUUUGAACAGCUCUCCUUCAUUCCUCUCAUUCACAAAACUCCCAUGGACCCAUUGUAUUUUUUUCUCCAAGCACCUAGUAAAGUUAUAGCUACAAAGUCAAAAUACAGAUGCGUAGGUCUCUUUACCAUCCACAAUAAUCUCACGUAUCAUCUGUGGUGUGCCUACUACACUUUGAAAAAUAGGCGUAGUCAAUGCGGUUUGUUAAAUUGUUAUUUAUGGACUUGUCUUAUUUCUCCUACUAAACAUUCCCCUCCUGUCAGUGAAUAAUAUCUUCUUUAUUUGGGGGAAGCAUCUAACAAAAAACACCUUAGAGGUUCAUUGAAUAAGCAUUCUGAAAUCAAUAAAGCCUCUGCUUUGCAUAAGGCACUGCGAUUAGUAGCUAGGAGUGAAAUUAAAUCAGCACUAAAACUUGGUUUAAACUUUUUAAGACUCUUUUUUAGAGACGUUUUACAUUCACGGCAAAACCGAGGGGAAAGUCCAGAGACUUCCCAUGGACCCCAUGCUCACACGGGCACAGCCUCCCUCAUUCUCAACAGCAGGCUUUCAGAGAAAUGGAAACCUGUAUCUUCUUCCUUAAUCCUCUCCCUUCCAGUGAAUUCUGCAGUCAGAGAGAAAGAGAAGGUGAUUUGGUAAGACAAUGUGGAAAAGAAAGGCAGGUGUUAGUCAUUUGAGAAAAGGGAAGCACUCGUGUUUACAAGAAUCUUGACAGCGUCUGCUCGCACAGAUGAAGAAUUUUUUUCUAUUUGUUGAAAAUCCCAUCCUGACCCUAUUAAGAUAUUCACCAAGAACAUGGAUUUUGUCUCCAAGGGACUCUUGGAUGAGUGGAGGAGCUAAAGAGACAUGUUUGAUGGGCACUUAUUUAUUAGAAGUUAUGAGACAAGUGAGGUAGGAGGAGGAAAUGUAGCAGAAUGACAUUGGAAAGCCCUGCUCGCUCUCCAGCCCAGGCGUCCGUUGAGCCAGAGCGAGGCUGGAGCGAAGGGCUGUCGUCGGGCCGGACCGGCCAGCAUGAGCCUCGCCGGACCUGCCCGCCGCCUCCUAGAAGUGACCUCUUGCGUCUCAAAGCCCUGCGGCGCCACCUGCUUCCCCCGGCUGGUGACAGCCGGAGAAGAGAGGACCUGCCCAGGUCUCUCCUUUCCUGGCUGAAGUCCCCGUCCUGCUCCCGGCGGCUGCCACCACCCGCACCUGCAGUCCGUGUCCACCCGCAGCCCGCAGUGAAGACGUUAGAGGAACAGCAGCCAGGUGAGCGGUAGCGUUCAGAGCUGCCUCCGUGCCCUGCGGGGGGGGACUCCUGGGGCUGCCCCCCAACGCAGAACACUUGUCCUCUGUCCACCAUGGACAACGGGUCGUGUUGCCUCAUCGAGGGGGACCCCAUCUCUCAGGUGAUGCCGCCGCUGCUGAUCCUCGCCUUCGCGCUCGGCGCCCUGGGCAACGGCAUCGCCCUGUGUGGCUUCUGCUUCUACAUGAAGACCUGGAAGCCGAGCACGAUUUACCUUUUCAACCUGGCCGUGGCUGACUUCCUUCUCAUGAUCUGCCUGCCCUUUCGGACAGACUACUACUGGAGACACCGGCAGUGGGCCUUUGAGGAUGUUCCCUGCCGGGUGGCCCUCUUCAUGCUGGCCAUGAACAGAGCCGGGAGCAUCGUCUUCCUGACAGUUGUGGCUGUGGAUAGGUACUUCAAAGUGGUCCACCCCCAUCACUUGGUGAACGCCAUCUCCAACCGGACCGCGGCUGGCAUCGUGUGUGCCCUAUGGACCGUGGUCAUCCUGGGAACUCUCUAUCUUUUGAUGGAGAACCAUCUGUGUGUGCAAGACGACACCAUAUCUUGUGAGAGCUUCAUCAUGGAGUCGGCCAACGGCUGGCACGACAUCAUGUUCCAGCUGGAGUUCUUCCUGCCCCUCGGCAUCAUCCUAUUUUGCUCCGGCAAGAUUAUUUGGAGCCUGAAGCAGAGGCGGCAGCUGGCCCGGCAGACUCGGAUGAAGAAGGCCAUCCGGUUCAUCAUGGUGGUGGCAGUUGUGUUCACCACGUGCUACCUGCCCAGCGUCUCGGCCAGGCUGUAUUUCCUCUGGACGGUGCCCUCGAGUGCCUGUGACCCCUCUGUCCACGUAGCCCUCCACAUCACCCUCAGCUUCACCUACAUGAACAGCAUGCUGGACCCGCUGGUGUAUUAUUUUUCGAGUCCCUCCUUCCCCAAAUUCUACACCAAGCUCAAAAUCCGCAGUUUGAGACCCAGGAAUCCAGGGCGCUCCAAGACCCGGAGGUCGGAAGAGAUGCCAAUUUCGAACCUCUGUCACAAGAGUUGUGCCAGUGUGGCAAACAGCCUCCAGAGCCAAUCCGACGUCCAAUGGGAUCUCCAAAUGUGUUGAACGGCAGUGACACAGACAGAUGGACAAAACCAAGGAGGACAGAUAGACCGGUGACUUUGAAUGGUGCAUGCUAAGGGGUGAGAGUCUAUUGAAAAUGCCUCCCUUCCUUAGCUGGAUGCUUCUCACAGUGUUGGAAACGAGAUUCAGGUUACUAUGCCUUUCCGGAAGGUUGCGGGUGAGAAGUGAGUCAGUUGCCUUUCUAUGACCUGAUUGUAAUGACGGGACAAUAUGUGCGUGGAGAGGGGCGUGCGUGUGUUAAAAAGGAAGGACGUUAGGCAGAGCUUUACGCCCCCCCCCCCCUGUAGUUUUAAACGGCUGGGCAAACAGGCACUGAUGUGUAAAGGAGUCAUCUUCUCUGUCUGGGAGAGUCCGUGAACUUAAUGUAGCCGUAUUUCCUAUCUUCCGACCUUAAGUUGUUGUUUUAGAAACUAGAAACCAAAGUAAGUCAAUACCUUUACUUCGGGCUGAGUGAGGCUUCUUAUGGGGAUGUCCUGAUCCCGAUGAUUUUCAUCUUCGCGGGGUGCCUCGGUAUGUUUCUGAUUUCUCAGUAGGCCAAGAAGAACACAGCAAAACAGUCACUCUGACCUUCUUGAAGCGCCACAUUUUUCUGCAGGUCUUUGCAUUUCAGAGAAGGUGCUGAGAGAUUACGUUUACCUCCCCUGAUUUUUCCAGUGGGAGCUGAGUGCGUGAAAACACUCGGGUGGCCUUUGGGAAAGGCUGCAUCCACUGUGAUUGCUUUGACUGCUUGUUAUGUGACUAUGAGUUGAAAUUAUUUAUUCAUUCACUCUCCAAGUAUUUACUGAAUUCAUAUUUUGCGCUAGGCACUGUGCUAGUAUCCCUUUUACCUAGAGGGUCAUUAGUCAAUUCCUGUGUGACAGCAAAGCAUUUUGGUGGGGUUGGGGAGCGGGGAGCACAGAGGUUGAUACCCUCGCCCUCUCAAUGAAUAUAGAUUCUAGGCCUGUUCUCUGCAAACAUCCAUGUAUUUCUCUUAUGGCAGGAUUCUGAACAAACGCUGAAGGGCAGAAAGGGCGAUGUCCCUUAUGCACCUGAAUUCCCCACAUAUGUACCUGGAGCCCUCAAAACUAGAUGAUUCUAUGGAAUGACAGACUCGCCCUGCCCUGGAUCAGGAGGAAAGAUUCAAAGCCAACCUCAGCUCUGUUCUCAAGCCGCAAAGCGGUGAAAGUCAUUCUUGGCUCUUUUACUUACACUUUCUCAAAUGUUCAGGGUACUCUCUGUACUAGAUGACCUUCCCAACUUUUUGUUCUUUGGCCUCGAAACAUCCCUAUGGUCUGUCUUUAUUAUUUCCUUCUGCAGAGACUCGACACCACUCAGCGAUGAAAAGUAUGGGCUCUGGAAAGUCAGAUGAACCUUAAUUUGAAUCUCAGCUCAACCACUUCCUAGAUGUGUGAUCCGGGUGCAGACUUUAUUCAAGCAAUUUCAGCUUUAAUUUCCUCGUGUGUCAAACAGGAGUACCAGUAACGUGGAUGUCAGGAGGUUGGCGGGCAGGGUCUAUGAAUGUAAGCUCCUGAAGCACAGAGAUUUUGUUCACUGUUAUAUCCCCAGUGCCCAGAAGAGUGUCUGCACAUAGUAGGUGCUUAAUCAAUAUUUGAAUGACUAAGUGCCUAUGAAGCAUUAGGAGCAGGGUCUGGCCACGAGGACUCAAUAUUGUGGCUUAUGACAAUGCACUUUACACACAAAGGUAUGGCGGCACAAAAGCAAUUGCCCUUGGGGCUUAGAGCCCCUGCGGAGCUGCUCUUUGUCACUACCUGAAUUCCCGCCCCCUCCCCAGCUGCCGGGGGUGGGGGAAGUGAAAGCAAAUUCUUAGCAGCCUCCAAGAACCAUAUAUCCUGAAAGAAAUCUGUGAAAGCCCACACUUCUGCUUCUAAUUCUAUCCCUACUUACAAUUCUUUCCGGGGCUCCUCCUUGGUUGCUUCAUCUCAAUAAAAAUGGUUCCAAAAGAAAGUCCACAUCCUGGGUGUGAGCCAGUUUUAGUUAAAAGACUCAGAAGACUUUAUCCGCCAAGGAAAAAAGUCUGAAAAAUCCAGAAGUUCAUGGUAGGCAGAGGUUCUCACUGAAAAACAGCAAUAACAAACAAAAAUAAAGGAAAUUAAAAACCCAAA
Suricata suricatta (meerkat) is the source of this 5334-nucleotide messenger RNA. RefSeq names its product hydroxycarboxylic acid receptor 1 (gene HCAR1). Gene Ontology annotation, molecular function: G protein-coupled receptor activity. The coding region runs from base 2183 to 3214 and encodes 343 amino acids. Gene Ontology annotation, cellular component: membrane. The record is from RefSeq and is a predicted model, not a curated record. NCBI's taxonomy places the organism in Eukaryota, Metazoa, Chordata, Mammalia, Carnivora, Herpestidae. The transcript is spliced from 2 exons. Gene Ontology annotation, biological process: G protein-coupled receptor signaling pathway.